Helianthus annuus (common sunflower) is the source of this 1042-nucleotide messenger RNA. RefSeq names its product beta-ureidopropionase. Gene Ontology annotation, molecular function: beta-ureidopropionase activity. Lineage: Eukaryota; Viridiplantae; Streptophyta; Magnoliopsida; Asterales; Asteraceae. Bases 322 to 666 code for a protein of 114 amino acids. The transcript is spliced from 3 exons. The record is from RefSeq and is a predicted model, not a curated record.
UUCACGGGCUUCGGCCCUAGGUGGGGGUUUUCCCCGGUUCGGAAGGCGAGUGUAUCCCGAUGUGGUGAAUUUCGCCAGUAACCCAUUUGGAGGAUUCGUUGGCCGUUCAAAAAAAAAGGUAUCUUUAAAGUCAGAGACGAGGGCUCUGGUAUUGAAGAAAUCAGUUCCCCUGCGACGAUUAUUAUGGAUAAAUAAUCAGUCAAGAGGGAGCCAAGGGGGUUUGGAUUUGUGCUCUUCUUUUGGUAAGGCUGAAAUGUUGUGGAAAUCAAAUGGCAGAAUCACAUACCCCAUGUUGGGGAUUUUAACGAGAGUACAUAUUAUAUGGAGGGCAAUACGGGGCACCCUGUGUUUGAGACUGCGUACGGAAAGAUCGGUGUCAACAUAUGCUACAGAAGGCACCAUCCGUUAAACUGGUUAGCCUUCGGGUUAAACGGUGCCAAAAUUGUCUUUAAUCCGUCUGCCACUGUUGGUGAACUCAAUGAGCCAAUGUGGCCCAUCGAGGCACGAAAUGCUGCAAUAGCAAAUAGUUACUUUGUGGGGUCCAUCAACCGGGUGGGGACAGAGGUGUUCCCGAAUCUGUUCACAUCAGGCGAUGGAAAGCCGCAACAUGCAGACUUUGGUCAUUUCUACGGUUCAAGUCAUGUUUCAGUGCCGCCAUCACUUUAAAGGAACAAACACGGGUUGUUGAUAUCAGACCUGGAUCUUAACCUCUGCAGACAGCUAAAGGACAAAUGGGGGUUUCGUAUGACGGCUAGAUACGAGUUGUAUGCUGACAUGCUUUCUCGAUAUAUGAAGCUUGAUUUCGAGCCCAGGUGGUUUCUGAUCCUUUGUUGCCUAAAAAUCAUUUGUAAAAAAUACUUCUAUUCCUAUCAUGGUUUAUGUCUAUUUAUGCUUACUCAAGUAGUUUAAGAUUGAAAUGGAAGACUUGGCGAUCAUGAGUUUAAAUGCUAUAAAAAGCUUGUUUCUCGUGUAUAUUUUCUGGUUUUAUUAUUAUUGAUGUAUUAUGGAUGCUAAGUUGCUAUAUGAAAAAAAAAAUUUCCUU